CCACUUUAAAAUUUGAAUAAUGGCAGCUACCACAAAACUUUUGAAGUAGUGUACAUCAGAAUAUUACAGAGGGACCUUGUUUUUAUGCUUUAGUUAUAUUUUUCAGCCAUCAUGACGGACAAACCUCAGUCGCUUUUUUUUGAGACUCCUGCUGCUGGGAGGGGCUCUUCUCGUCAAGUUACUGCUAUGGAACCACCUAUCCUUCGUAAAAGAAAAGAAGAAGGACAUGCUGAGAAAAGAACUCGUGUUACGGACCAUGAAAUAAAAGAGGAAGAGUCUGGUUCAUUGGCCAUGAGGUAUAAAGUUGGAUACCGAAGAGCCGAUUUAUAUCCUGCAACUGAGUAUCAAUAUCAGUAUGCUUGGAAGCCAUCACAAAUGGAAGGAGUGUCUCCCGUAAUGGCUGCCGCUACUGCAGCAAAGGAAAACAAGGUCCCUCCUACUGCUCUCCUUCAGGAAAAACCUAAGAAACAAGGAGAAACGAAACAAAGGAGGAUCCUCAAAGACAGCAAUUCUCUGGAAGGAGGAGAUAAGAGUAAGGAGAAGCAUCCUGCCCUAGAGAAAUUAAAAGUUACAGGAACUGAGGGAAAACCUACAAAGCCGACUAAUAACAAAGGAGACCCUCAGAAACCAGCUUUACAUGAAGGCCCUACACUGCACGAUGGUACUAAACCCUGUCAACCUGUUGAAUCAAUAGCUACUAGUAAAAAAGGAAAGAAAGUUAAAACUCAUCAAGACGGGCACACAAUCAAAAUGAUUGAUACAGGACCUCCUAAGAACUACAAGGAACCUCCUGUCAUUGACCCAGCUCCUGUAAAGAAGACCAAAGAGAAACAUAAAGGAAGAGGAGGAGAGCACGCAUUAAGUCCAAGUUACCCUCUUGUAACUGAGUAUAGGGCACAGUUUGAUCCUAAAUACAGACCAAGUAAGAGUGAAGAUAUUCCAAUUAGCGCCUCUGGUAUGAGUUAUAGAGAGGAUGUCCCAAUAAAAGAAGUGAUAUAUGGCUCGAAGGAUGACUCAUCAGGACAACAGAAGCAAACAACUCACAUAAACAAGAGCCCCAGCAGGCCUUCUCAUGCGACAGAGUACUCAUCUAAUUUCAUUUCUCCUGUUCAGUGCCAGUAUACCAAAGGAUCAUGGCUAGGAGCACCAAAACCUGAUCUAUACAUCAAUCCUUCAUCACGAAGAAAACCACCAACUACCAGCACAAAUGAUGAUGAGGUGACAUUCAUUCCAGUAUCACAGUCAAAUGAAUCAGAUUCUUCAUGGUACAAUCAGGUUUUGGAGUUAAGAAAGAAAGCUGAGGAAUAUAAAAUUAGAGGAGACAGCUCUCAUCGUAACCACCUUGUAUUCUUAGAAGAAGAUGAAGAUAGCCAGUCGGGACGAGUCAGCGACUCACCAGAUUCAAUGUAUAAUCACGCUAGCACCAAUAAUAAUAAUAAUGAAGAAGAAGGUUCAGAGCUUGAGAGUGUCUCUGAUGAAACUGAUAGGCCUGGUAUUAGUACACAUGAUUGUAUAUGCACACCACAGCAUCAUAAUACUCUACAGCAUCAUGGUACUCUACUGGCAUCCAGUACUGAUGAUCCUGUUACCCCAUCCUCCCAUUGCAUUCAUUGUCAUACUACACCAACUCCAUCACCCAAACCUCCUCCUCCUCCUCCUACUGCUAAUGCACACGGUGCGUCUCCUAUUUUGAAGACAAAAAAGAAAACUAAGGAUCAUAAAAUACCACAAAAAAGUACAAGACCAGUUCUUGCCUACUCCUCUGUCCCUAAACCCACUACUGUUUACACUAGACUGAAUCCUUACACUAAGAAUGGUCCAAUGAAGCCACCAGUUCCUGGAAGGACUACCACUCAACCCCUUUAUCCACAAUCAACACCUUUAGUGUAUUCAAGACCACAUCUAACCCCUCCCUCUUCUCUCUCUUCAUUUAAUCCUUCUCCUCUCUCUCCUCCAUCACAUUAUAGAUCACCUACACUGUUGCAUCAGUCGCCUGCUAAAAGGAAUAUUCCUCGUGACGUUCCAGCAGCAGCACCUUCAGACAGCAAUGUCCCUAUAGAGUUACACACUGAUAUUUAUUCACAGAAUCCUAACAUUGAUCUUGACUCUGAUCUUAACACUGAUACUAACGCUGCUAAGCCGUCAAUCUCAUGUCAUAUAUGUGAUUACAAUGGCCCUCUUGACUCAGCAGCAGUUUCUCACCCUCUUCCUCCGCUUACUCCUCGUCAAUCCUGCACUGCAUGUAAUACGUGUCAUUACACUGGCCCCUCUUCAUCGUUGAAACCGACUCACUUUAUGACACACGGGAUUGCGAAAUCAAGUUCUAGCAAUUGCAAUCUCUGCCUCUCUGCUCUAAAUCAGUACAAAUCCCGUCAAUCCAUUCCCUCCAAUACAAAUAUACCCUCUCAUCUAAGUCACCACAAGGAGCAGGAUAGUUACUCUGUUAGCUCAAUCUCUGUUGCUUCCAGUAUUUCUGUUGCAUCUGAUGUAUUGGCCAAAGCAAGGCAGAGGAAGAAGUUUUGGUCAGAGCAUGCAACUGCAGAUUGAGGUCGCUUGAGACUUGCAUAAAACACUAGCUAUUGAAAUAUGUACAUUUUAAUUACACUAACAUCCGGCAUAGUAUUUAAAAUAACUAUUAUUACUACUAAACAUUAUUUUUUCAUUUAUUUU
Amphimedon queenslandica is the source of this 2670-nucleotide messenger RNA. RefSeq names its product flocculation protein FLO11-like. The record is from RefSeq and is a predicted model, not a curated record. The transcript is spliced from 7 exons. Gene Ontology annotation, molecular function: microtubule binding. NCBI's taxonomy places the organism in Eukaryota, Metazoa, Porifera, Demospongiae, Haplosclerida, Niphatidae. Gene Ontology annotation, biological process: negative regulation of centriole replication. The coding region runs from base 112 to 2547 and encodes 811 amino acids.